Molecule: messenger RNA, 1062 nt
Organism: Entamoeba nuttalli P19
Lineage: Eukaryota; Evosea; Mastigamoebida; Endamoebidae
Product: DnaJ family protein
Exons: 1
Coding region: 1-1062 (353 amino acids)
Cellular component (GO): cytosol
Molecular function (GO): protein-folding chaperone binding
Source: RefSeq, a predicted model, not a curated record
AUGGGAAAAGAUUAUUAUGAGAUAUUAGGAGUUGAUAGAAAUGUUAAUGAAAAUGAUUUGAAAAAAGCUUAUCGUAAGCUUGCAUUAAAAUGGCAUCCAGAUAGAAAUCCAAAUAAUAAAGAAGAAGCAAGUGAAAAAUUUAAAGAGAUUGCAGAAGCUUAUUCAGUAUUAUCUGAUCCUAAAAAGAAAGAAAUUUAUGAUCGUUAUGGUGAAGAUGGUUUAAAGAGUGGAAUGGGAGCUAAAGGAUUUGCUGGAGAAGGAGGAUUUCCAGGAGGAACAUAUACAUUUACUAGUAAUGGUGAUUUUAAUCCAUUUGAUUUAUUCAAUGAAAUGUUUGGUGGAAUGGGUGGAGUUCCAAAAGGAGGAAGAGGUAAAAGAAGUUUCAAUAUGGGAGGAAUGCCAAGAGACUUUGGAGGAUUUAGUGGAUUUGGAAUGCCACAAGGAGGAAGAUAUACAUUUAAUACAGGGGAUGAUUCAUCUAUGGAUGAAGGUUUUGGUAAACAGAAAGGUGAAGAUGUAAUUUCAAAUGUCAAUUGUACUUUAGAAGAAUUAUAUUCUGGAUGUAAGAAAACUCGUAGAAUUACAAAAAAUAUUACUCAUUCAAAUGGUUCAACAACUCAAGAAUCAAAUAAUGUUGAAUUGAAUAUUUUACCAGGAUGGAAAGAUGGAACAAAAAUCAGAUUUGAAGGAUAUGGAGAUGAAUCACCAAAUGUUGAAGCUGGAGAUAUUGUUUUUGUAGUUAAAACAAUACCACAUCCAUUAUUUACAAGAGAUGGAGAUAAUUUACAUUGUACAAUAACAAUUAAUUUACUUCAGUCUUUAACUGGAUUUAAAUUAACUAUACCAUUCUUAGAUGGUUCAGAAGUAAGUAAGAAAAUAGAAAAUAUUAUUACUUCUGAUUAUGUUGAAGUAAUUAAAGGAAAAGGUAUGCCAAUAAGAAAAUCACCUGGAAAUUAUGGAGAUUUAUAUAUUCAUUUCAAGAUUCAAAAUCCUACAUAUUUAUCACAACAACAAAAAGAUGAUUUGAAGAAAGUUUUGAAAACAGUACAUAACUGGGCUUAA